AUGCCUCUCUCUAUCGACUCCUCCAGCACUGACAACACCGAUAUAAGCCCCUCAUCUCCAUGCCAAAGAGGUCCGUCACCACCGCCAGAAACACCCUCGAAGCAGCCUCUUACCUUCGACUUCCUCGGCCUACCACCUGAGCUCCGCAAUCGCAGCUACUUCUACUACACCCAGUCUUGCCUAUACCCACCCGAACAUGAAGACGUGCCCAUAGUAAUAAAUGAAGGUGACGAGCUCUGCCAGUACGCAUGCGACUUCCAGAACCGGCUCUUCAAAAUGCUCGUCAAUCGAGCAUCCUUCCAGCCUCCACUAGGGAAAGUCUGCCGCCAAAUCUCCACCGAAUUCACUCCCCUUUUCCAGAACAACACCGUACUCUGUCUCGGGCUGGUGGCCAGUGGCUCCUACGCCGCGAACUACAUGGACGUAACAAAAUACAAACCUGAAACCCCCGUCUUGUUCCGCAGAAUUCAUGUACUCUUUAUGAAUACUAUCACAGUCGAUGAGGACUACCUUUGGUUGCUACGCCGUUUGGUCGUUUCCCAUUAUGUCCAUUUUGCCAUCGACCUAGGGCCCCUCCCACCACCCACACAACCCGAAUCUAACCCCAAAUCCACCAACAUCACCCCCAACCCCACCAAACGCACCUUCACCGUCCACGCCAUAUUCAAAACCGAACAAGCACCGCCGCUCGACCGAUCCGCCGUAAACCUAACGCGCAACAUAGCCCUCUACCUCUGCCGCUUCCUCGCCGACCGCCUGGCAGAGCAGCGCGCCCUCAUCCCGCACCUGCCCGUCUUCACCGUAUCGGCCCUGGGCCUCGCCCUGGCCGCACUCGGCGAGGCCUUUGUCUACGCAGAGGACUGGGUCUCGAACAGAGAGUCGUUCCUCAAGUAUCGUGCCCGCGGUCUGUCCUCGUACGUACCCGCGUGGGAGCAGCCGGAAUUUGUACAGUCCGUCUCCUCCGGGCGCGGCGGUGGUCUGGUGGUGAAGGAAGUGCGGAGUUACAGGCCCGACUGCUACUACAACAAAAGUAUCGGAAUGAGCACAGACUGGAGAUCCGACUUUUUGUAUUCUUCUUAG
This is a messenger RNA of Pseudovirgaria hyperparasitica, 1080 nucleotides long. RefSeq lists its product as uncharacterized. The transcript has a single exon. The record is from RefSeq and is a predicted model, not a curated record. NCBI's taxonomy places the organism in Eukaryota, Fungi, Ascomycota, Dothideomycetes, Acrospermales, Acrospermaceae. The coding region runs from base 1 to 1080 and encodes 359 amino acids.